This is a messenger RNA of Loxodonta africana (African savanna elephant), 699 nucleotides long. RefSeq names its product interferon lambda-3-like. The record is from RefSeq and is a predicted model, not a curated record. The transcript has 5 exons. NCBI's taxonomy places the organism in Eukaryota, Metazoa, Chordata, Mammalia, Proboscidea, Elephantidae. The coding region runs from base 1 to 699 and encodes 232 amino acids. Gene Ontology annotation, molecular function: cytokine activity. Gene Ontology annotation, biological process: defense response to virus; innate immune response; positive regulation of immune response.
AUGACCCUCAGCUCCCCCAGCCCCCAUGCUCAGCAACAGGUCUCCCCAGCCCUUCAACUCCGCAUCCCCUCAUCUUCCUAUCCCCUCAUCUCUCCAUCCCUCCAUUACACAGACAAAGUUGUGUGCUGCCUGCUGGCACUGAUGUUGAUGUCUACAAUGCUGACCACGACAGGAGCAGUUCCCAUCUGUAUACCCAGUGGGACCCCUCUGAAUGCAAGGGGGUGCCGCAUCGACCAGUUCAAGUCCCUGUCCCCACGGGAGCUGCAGGCCUUCCAGAGGGCCAAAGACGCCUUUGAAGAGUCACUCUUGCUGAAGGAUGGGAGCUGCAGCUCCCUUCUCUUCCCCAGGACCUGGGACCUGAGGCAGCUGCAGGUGUGGGAGCGCCCUAUGGCCUUGGAGGCUGAGCUGGCCCUGACAGUGAAGGUCCUGAGGACCAUGUCUGACUCAGCUCUGGGAGCCGUCCUGGACCAGCCCCUUCACACGCUGCACCACAUCCACUCCAAGCUCCGGGCCUGUGUCUCCGCUCAGCCCACAUCAGGUCCCAGACCCCAGAGCCGCCUCCACCGCUGGCUGCACAGGCUCCAGAAGGCCACGAAGAAGGAGUCCCAAAGCUGCCUCGAGGCCUCUGUCAUGUUCAACCUCUUCCGCCUUCUCACACGGGACCUGAAAUGUGUUGCCAGUGGGGACCAGUGUGCCUGA